Monoraphidium neglectum is the source of this 789-nucleotide messenger RNA. RefSeq lists its product as hypothetical. NCBI's taxonomy places the organism in Eukaryota, Viridiplantae, Chlorophyta, Chlorophyceae, Sphaeropleales, Selenastraceae. The record is from RefSeq and is a predicted model, not a curated record. Bases 1 to 789 code for a protein of 262 amino acids. The transcript has a single exon.
AUGAGGUACAACCGCCGCCGCUUCCUGGAGAUCGCAAACGGCGGCCAGGCGCCCUGCACGCCCGCCCCCGCCGCGGCGGCCGCCGCGGGCGCAGGGGCGCCGCCGGCGCUGCGGCCGCGGGUGAGCGCGGGGUCGGGGGCCCUGGAGCCGACACCCGAGGAGGCGGCGCCGCCGGUCGACACUCAGGCGGGCGACGCCGCCGCUGGCGGCGGCGGCAACGAUGACGAGGCGCCGCCGCCCGCCGAGCUCGACGCGGGUUUGCCCGGGCCGUCGUCAGGGCCGGUGUCGGUGUCGGCGUCGGGGGCGGACUCUGGUUAUGCCUCGCCGCGCGAGGUCGGGGCGGCGGCUGCGACAGCGGCGGCAGCGGCCGCGGCGGCGACGCUGCCGCAGUCGGAUCCCAUUGUCGGGUUUGUCGUGCGCACGCGCCGCUGCCGCACCUUUUCGUCUGCCAUGGCGGCCGCAGCGGCGGCCGCGGUAGUGGCGGCUGGGGGCGCGCCGGGGCCGCCGGCAGCGGCGGCGGCGGCGGCCGCGGCUGCUGCUGCUGCGGCGGCGGGCGGGCAGGGGCAGCGGCAGCUGCAGGGGCUGCCUGGAUCUACGUCGGGCAAGGAGCGGCCCGCAUCGUUCUCAGGGGCCGUCAGCCUCCGCCGCAGCGGCGCCUGUGCAGGCAGAGCGGGCGGCUCAAGCAGCGGUGGCGGCGGCGGCGGCGGCGGCGAAGGCGCCGCGGCUGUGGGUGCGCCUGCGGCUGGGGCUGCGGCCUCCGCCGCCGCAAGCAGCCGGGAAGAUGGCUGA